This is a messenger RNA of Belonocnema kinseyi, 682 nucleotides long. Its product is annotated as acidic repeat-containing protein-like. Gene Ontology annotation, cellular component: nucleus. The record is from RefSeq and is a predicted model, not a curated record. NCBI's taxonomy places the organism in Eukaryota, Metazoa, Arthropoda, Insecta, Hymenoptera, Cynipidae. The coding region runs from base 4 to 372 and encodes 122 amino acids. The transcript is spliced from 5 exons.
CAUAUGCAAGCGUUGCCUUUCAAAGUAAUGUUCAGGAAAAAGAAGGAAUUAUGCAAAAAACUAUAUCGCUUUUUUAACUGGGCUGUAUUUGAAAAUGAACUACCAAAUACGAUGAAGAUAGAAUGGGUACAAGAUGUGACGGAAUAUUGGGUCGGAGGGUGUCAACUCCGCUGGAGAGAGGAUAAUUCCAAUAAAAAGAUCCGAUCCGAAGACGUGGUGAUCAAAUUACGCACUGAGUUCGUCGACACAGCAGACAGAGUCCGUGACACAUUAGUGCACAAGAUGUGCCACGCUGCCGUCUGGCUGCUGGACGAAAACAUGGAAGACGAUCACGGACCAUAUGGCGAAACACGCUUGCAACAUCCUACCUGAACUUCCGACUGUGUGAGAAUACGAUCAUUACAGCAAAUACACGUAAAUUCUGUACACAUGCUUGAAUUUUGCUGACGAAUUCUUAAGGAAUUCCCGGCACGAAAAUUUUGCAUGUGUCUUUUGUGGUGGACCUUGUCACAGUCGAGAAGUACGGAAUGCGGUACUAGAAGUAAGACAUGUAGACGAGGAAUCGAGCAGCGAGGAUGAAUGAGAAUAUAGGAAAGUGAUCGAUGAUACCUUCUCACUUUUGCAGAUACGAACGUGCAGUGAAUGAAGAAUACAUCACUACAACUUUUCGGAACUUCACACC